UUGUGAAGCAUAAACCCCAGGAGAGAGAGAGAGAGAGAGAGAGAGAGAGAGAGAGGAGAGAGAGAGAGCGGCUCUGUUUCUGCCGGGCACAGCGGACUCCCUCCUCUCUCUCCUUCAGUGUGCUGAACCUACAGGCGGCAGGUGUGUGCACCGACUGUCCGCCGAAGCGUUUCUCACUUCGAUCACGUUUGGGACCGAAUUUGGAUACUGAACCGAGACGAUAACUCACACUGUAAGUAGGCUGCCUACAGUACAGCCUGGCUGUGAUGCUGCUGCAGUGAUAGACAGCAGAGCAUCUUCUCCACUGUAUCGCACUGAGCCGGCAUCGUCAGCUGUUGCUCUAGCGGAGAGUGGAAGAGUCGGGAGCAACAGAAAAGGCCAAACUAUGCGACUGACUUUCUACCGGUGACCGUUUUCCACCUUAAGUCGACCGGGGAGCGGAUGCGAGCAGAGGUUGUCAACGAGCCUCUGACUAUUUUCAGCCCUUUGUCGGUGCCGGAGGAGCUGUGCCAAUGGAGAAAGCGACUCCGCCGCCCCAGCCUCAGCUCCAGCUGUCGAUAGCGAAGACUGAAAGUCCAGCGGAAGACAUCUCCGGUCUGACUGACGAGGAGCUGCUCAAGUGGACCAAGGAGGAUCUGGUGCGGCGGCUGAGGCGGUCCGAGUCCGACAAGAUGAGCGUGAUUCUGGACCACGGGAAUCUCAUCCGAGAGGUCAAUCGUAGCCUCCAGCUGCACUUGAACGAGAUCAGGGGGCUGAAGGACAUUAAUCAGAAGCUGCAGGAGGACAACCGUGAGCUGCGGGACUUGUGCUGCUUCCUGGACGACGACCGCCAGAAAGGCAAACGUGUAUCCAGGGAGUGGCAGCGCUUGGGACGUUACAGCGCCAGCAUCAUGCGCAAAGAGGUGACCCUCUACCUCCAGAAACUCAAGGAGCUGGAGCUUCGACAGGAGGAGGUAAUCCGGGAGAAUCUGGAGCUCAAGGAGCUCUGCCUGCUGCUGGACGAGGAGAAGGGGGUGGUAGGUGGAGUAAGUGGCGGCGGAGGAAGUGGAGGGGGAGGGGGUGUAGGGGUGGGAGGUUGCCGCAACUCCAUAGACAGCCAGAAUAGUUUGCUGCUGGUGCCCGGGCAUGGGCUCCUGAUGAGAGACGUGGGGGACGGGAGCAGCACCUCCAGUGCAGGGAGUGCCGACAGCUCCGAUCACCCUCACCAUAAGCAGCCUCACCUGGCUGCAGGGGUGGGUGGAGUUGGUAGUGGUGGGGAAAAAGGGAGCCCUGAGCUUGUGCACAAACCCAGGUGUAGCAGCAUCAGUGGAACAGGAGGUGGAGGUGGAGGAGAUAGGGAGGUGUCCAGCCCUGAGCACCCUGCUGGGCGCCACCGGAGUACAAGCCUGGAGUACCCAUACACCCUGCCCCAGCUCUGCCGGCCCCGCUGUGGCUCCAUAUCGGUGCCUGACCACAGUCGAGUCAUGCGGGGCCUCAGCCCUGAAAAAUACGGGAGGAACGUGGGCCGACGCAGUCCGGAGCAGCACCCCAAGCACCACAGCUCUGAUCUCCUCCUGGGCCAGAGGCAGCACUUCCUGGGUCAGGGAGGCAGUGGUGAGCUCUAUCAGAGGCACCACAGGAGCAGCAUUAGCAGUACUGGCUGCGGGAGCCCAGAGCCCCGGCAGGCAUAUUUAGGGAGCACUGAGCACCAUGAAAAGGGCUGCGCGGUCCAGGGAGGCAGUCCUGAAACUCAUAGGCACCAGUACAGUAUGAGCCCUGACCAUGUGAAAUUUGGCAGCCCUGUGAGAGAGGGGCAGAGGAGGCCGGCUGGAGACGAACUGUCGCCACAUCAUCGGAGCAUCUACAAUGGCAUGAAUGCUUUGAUAUCAGCCGGCUGCUGCACCAACAAUUGUAGAAAUGUCAAGCUAUGGGACAGCUUUGAUGCCUCUUCUUGACCCCAACUUGACCAGCUAGGCUCCUGCUUUUCUGGCCUUGAUAGACACGAGGGCCCCUGGACCCACCCUCCACGGCUCCGGAUGGUCUGUCGUCCAUGGCCUCAUCCGUGUCCAAAGCCCUGAAACAACCUGCCUCCAUGUUUUCAUUUCUACAUAUCCGGAGUUUUGGGGGAGGGGGUGUACGGUUGGUAAAACUUGUGAAGACUGCUGCAGCUAAAUGAAUUAGAGUGGAUAUUUCUCCCUGCCAACUGUGACACGGCUACCUCCCGGAGAGCACCCAGAGAAAGGGAGGGACGCUGGGGAUCGGUGAGAGAAGAUGUUUAGGACUCUCCCUGUUUACAAAUGCAGAUCACUGGUGGAGAAGCACAUCAAUUAAACUUUCUACACCCAGCUGUUGUAAUCUUAAUUAUUUCCCACACUCUUCCCUCUUUCUCUUAUUUCCCUCCCUGUUUUUCCACUCUCUCCCUCCACUCCUCCAUCUUCAAUAUCAUCAUCUUCAAAGUGUGUAAUGAGACUGGUGUAAUCUAAUGUUCUGUCUCUCAGUCUCCAAAUCCAGCUGAUCACAUGAUUGACAUCGUCUUCAACUUUUUCAGCCAUUUCAAAUGAAUUUAAAAACAAAACAAAAAACAUAUUUGUCAAAGAUGUUCUAGCAAAGAAAAAAAAACAACCUCUUCCUGUGUCUUAAACCAAGAUGGUCAACGUUACUAGCUGCUGACAGAUGUUCUAGUUCUAUAAGAUGCAAUGUUCAGGUGUAAUUUUUCUUUUUUGUAUUAACUUCUUUGCUCCCUUAAAGCACCUAUAUUGAAGCUGGGGAUAAAAUUAUACGUUUCUCCAUGUUGUUUUUUUACAAGGAAGUAAAGUCCAAGUAAAAAGUAGAUUAUUGGAUUAGUUUUCUAUAUAUCUAUAUAUAUAUAUAAAUAUAAUAUGAUUAUUAUUUUUGACUUACUGGUAUUAGAACUAUUAUAUGAAGAUGCAUAUGAUAUAUAUCAAAUAAUAAACAUACUUCUUUAUGUAAAAGUG
Messenger RNA from Siniperca chuatsi (mandarin fish), 2954 nucleotides. It is a transcript of the gene ccdc85al, whose product is annotated as coiled-coil domain containing 85A, like. The transcript is spliced from 4 exons. The record is from RefSeq and is a predicted model, not a curated record. The coding region runs from base 513 to 1934 and encodes 473 amino acids. NCBI's taxonomy places the organism in Eukaryota, Metazoa, Chordata, Actinopteri, Centrarchiformes, Sinipercidae.